AACGAGAUCGAGUGAUAAUUAGCUGCAUAUUAACUGGAAGGCUGAAGGUUUAGGUCUCAUUCUGAAGGUAUGUGAGCAUCCAAGAUGUGGUGGAUAGUGGUUUCGUGUUUCCUUACGCUCAACAGUCAUAUAUCAUCACAACCUUUAGAAGGUACUGAGAAUGUUCGCCAGACGCGUCAACUGGACUUCGGUGAGUGCUGUCCUUGCCCAGGCGCUGGACAAGUUGGACAAGGCUUCGAAGCACCAGGCCCUUCGUUCUCCAGUUACGAUGGUCCGUACAGCCCUGCGAGAGAGGUGGACGACUGUCCGUGCCGGGCUAGAAGCUCUGACUCCGACGGAGCCUCAUCAGUUUUCUUUCCCACCGCAGUGCGUCCUGAUGGGCAUGUUGUGAGACCCACGGAACCGAAAGAAGACCCAAAGCCACUUCUACACCCAGAAGUCGAUCUCGCAUCAUCAGUUUUGGAAACACUACGAGAAGCCACCGAGGAGGAGUACAAGGAAGCGCUGGCGAGGGAUGCUGCCAGGAGUAUGGGGACAUCAGCUGACGAGGCUUUAUUUGGAGACACAGUCCCAGACGCAAGUACUGCUAACUUACUAACCAUUAUAAUGAACCCAAGAAAUGCUGAGGAUGACAUUGUUCCUCAAGAAUCACGUGUUCAAGAAACGCGUUGUAUUCAUGGACCAUUAGGCAGCGCCAGGUCGAGUCCAGUCCAGAUGCGAGCUCCGACGAAACCACCAAACUUAUUACGUGAACUGUUUGGGCUGCCACAAGUAGAUCAGCUUGAUGAUAUGGAUAGUGGUGUAGGUGCUAGUAAUAUUCAAGAACGUGUUGUAAAAAUGAAUGAUGAUCAAGCACUUAAUACAAUUAAAGUUGGAUCGCGGAAGUACGCGCCUGUGCUGAAACCAGAUACAAGUAUCAAAGAUAUGUCUGGCAACUUAGAGAGUAACGUAGGUGAUAUUGGCAUUGGGAGUAAGGUGCCUAAUUUAAAACUACCUAAGACUACGCUGAAGGAUUUAUUAAAUCAAAAAUUUUUAGAGGAUCAAGAGAAAAUAAGUUCUCUGCCUGCAAUUCCGAAACUUAGAUUAAAUAAUUCACUAUUAAAGCCUAAACCAGACCUCAUUGAAGAUAUGAGUGUAUCUCCAAAUGACAUUCAUGAACAGGCUAUAAGGAAUUUCUUUGAAGCUAAAUCUCAUUUGGACAAUAUUUUACAGAACGCGCAUACCAGACCAUUGAGUUUGAAAAAUCUAUUAAAGUUAAAAGAUGUUGAAUUUGUUCCUUUGAAAGAUCUAGUUAAACCAAGAGCAGAUACUCCUACACUAUCUAUACCGAAACUGAAUUUACCAGGCAUCUUUGAUAAAGAAGAAAAUGCCCCAGUUAAUCAGUUAAGUACGGGAUUAACAGGAAAGAUGCAAAUCUCUAGUAAAAAUGAAUUGAUGGAUGCCGAAGUUAGUCCAAGUAAUAUGAUUGAACAGGUCAGUAAUAAUAACUGCAACGAUGAAUCUGCUAAAAGUGCUGAAACGGACAACGGGGUCACUGAUGAUGCUGAUAGUGGGCAUGAAGGCGGGAUCUCAACCGAAAUUAUUGACUCAGCGUCCAGUCCUGACACACAAUCUGUAGUCAUAAAUAAAAGCAACAUUCUUGAUGCCGACUCAAAUGAACUGGCGCAAACUACAGAUGAUUGUGAUAUGAAUGCUCCUGUAAAGACAGAAUCAGCCUUUCAACCAACAGAAAGGUUUAUUGUUGAAGAAGCCAUAGAAAGAGACAAUAGGGACGAAAUGGUACCAGAUGAUUCAGAAGAACGUACAAUGGAUAACAUAACCCAAGAAGAUUCAGAACCGAAAAAUGUAACAGACGAUGAAAAUUGUGCUAACAAUGCCGACGAUAUGGAUUCUCUAACUGAUUCUAGCAACACCAUAAAUAAUGUAGUUCAACCAGAUGAUUUAGAGUUUCGGUCCAUUCAUGAUAAGGCAUCUGAGAAUGAUAAUGAUAUAUCAGAGGAGCCUUGUAGCCAGGAGCAAUCAUUUAUUGAAAAUGUCAAACCUCCAGGUAGUGAUCAACCCACUAAAUUAAUAAGACCCCUUUCUUUAGAUAAAGCUAUUUCAUCUAUCAGAGAAAAUAUAAAGAAUAGAUUAGAAAACAUAAAGAAUACAAAAACUAUUCCUAAAACAGCAAAAAUCUAUGAAGAACAAACUCCAAAUAACGUCAUUGAAGAAGAACAAGAAUUGCCAACAAUAAUAGAUAACCAACAAGACUCUAAUUGUCAACAUGAAGAAUCACUUCAAGCUACAACAAUGAAAGCAGUAAUUUGUGACGAUGGACUAAAGGCUAAUGAUGAAUCUGCAAAUACGGUGAGUAUGCAGGACUUGCAAAAAAUUUCAGAUUCAAUGUUGCAAAGGGAAGAAAAAGAACGACAGUCAAAAGCAGCUUGCGAUGAAUUGUCACCGGCAGAGAUGGAACCCAAGAUGUCAACUGAAGAUAACAUUAAAGACAAUCAGAAAGAUUCUGAACCAUCAACCUCUAUACAAAAAAUAGUUAUAAUGGAUCCGCGAGACGUUGACAACGGUGAUGAUGAUUCUAAAAAUUCUUGUCCAAGUGGACCAACAUUACAGAAACAGGCAGAAGAAGUAAAUGACGCAAGUGGAUCGGCCAGUGAAGUGGUUGCUAGUAUAUUGCCUCAAAACAAUGUGGUCCGUCCACCUCCUUUGUUCAACAAAGUAGUACAACCUGAUCUUAACAUAUUAAAUAUACCAGUACCAGAUUUAAAAGACUUGAUCAAAAUAGAACCAAUACCUACUCUUGAUGACAUUAAAACUGGUUUGAACAACUUGCUUGGCGCUAGACCAGGUGAAGCAGCAGAAUUACCUCGUGCAUCAGUAGAUUCAAGGAUUGGUACACCAAAUAUUUUACAGCAAACCAUGUCUACGGCUGCCAGUACUAAAAGAUUCCGGUCAAGACUGCCGCCUUUAGGAUUAGAAACUAUUGAUUUAGAUAUUCUACCGAAAUUACCGAAACUGGAGCUGCCUAGUAAAAACAAACUGCUGUUGCCAGAUUUGCAAAUCAAGCCAUUGAAACUGCAGUCAACGUUAAACAAUAAAGGAAUACUCGCAGGAAGGAAUAACCCACUAGAUAUUUUGCCUACUUUAGAGAUUCCUGGUAGUCGGAUGAAAUCUCUCGGUCGGAAAACAGUGAAAGCAUCACGUAAACCUGAUGUUCUUAGAAGUAGCUUGACGCCAACUAAAGGAAUUGAGGAGUUAACUGAAGACUUGGAAUCCCACGCUAAACAUACGUUAAGACACAUGCAGAAGACGCUUCAAUCUACUGUGAGAGAACAAACCAAGCUCCCAACAACGUUACAAUCCAACGACUUACUGGAAGCUAUCGCCAGGAAUCAUGAAGAUGUCAGUGAUAAACUCAAAGCUUUACACAUGGAUUUCAACGACAGACUUGAAACAAUGCGGAACAACCUUUUUGACAGUCCUUUAUUCGAAUCACGUACUACAGAGCCAUUCAGUCCUCUUGGAAACGUUAAAGAAAGAAAACCUUCUCUGAAAACGGCACAGCCCAAAUCUCUGACAAGUAGAAUAAGGGAUUCCAAGAAAUCAAAGACUCGCAGGCCUGAACAGCAGAAACAAAGCGGGCUGAAGCUUUCGUCUCAAGCAUAUGAAGAUAAGUUCAGGAUGCCCGCUGCAGCCAGUGUGCCUGUACCUAAAACCCUCAAAGUCCCUAAGCUAGAACCUACACUAAAACGCCCUGGUCUAUUAAAACUUUAUACAAACGAUCACGAUAUUGCUAAAAUAAAAGAGGCAUCAGUUCCUUUAUGGAAAAAAGAAAGCGAGAAACUAAAUAAAAAUACAAGAUUGACGAAAACAAUGAAUCCCUUUAAGGACAGUAAAAUUGAAGUAACAUUUUCGACCACUCCUCGGCCGCCAAUGCCAAGAGCACAAUUUAGAAAAUUGACAUUGCCUUCAUCUUCGGACAGAAACAUGAGAAGGUAUGGAGUGUUAGAUAAUAGUGGUUCACCGAGUGACAUGAGAAGCGCUGUAGUUUCGGCUCCCAUUUCUAGUCAAGACUAUAAACUAGGUAAUAAAGCUGUUGAUAGUGGGAUCGGGCAAGAAUCCGUAACCAGACUACAAAAGGUUACUGGAAAAGGCGGUCGGUUAGCUAAUACAAAACCUAAAAUGAGUAGUGAUUUAGAGUCGUGGCCCAAGGCUUCUGAAAGCGCGUUUCUAUCGAAAGUAAAAGAAGCUGUAAAGUCUAGACUUUCUAAAACCCCUACUUUAAAGAAGUCUGAAAAUACUGAAGUUGCUAAUAGCAACACAGAUAUGUUACGCGCCGCAUCAGAGAAUGUUGGCGUGGUUGAAAGUAAAGUUCUCAAAGAGAAUGUUUCGUAUAAGUGCACAAUGGUUUGUACAAAAGAGUAGAAUAGGACAGGAAAGGUGAACUGUAAUUAUUUUCAAUGACUUGUAUAUUUUAUGAACCACGAUCUGAAGACUAGAAACCUGAAGCUAGGCUACCAUGAAAUCUACAACAUGUUUGUCAU
Spodoptera frugiperda (fall armyworm) is the source of this 4541-nucleotide messenger RNA. RefSeq lists its product as uncharacterized. Bases 85 to 4422 code for a protein of 1445 amino acids. The record is from RefSeq and is a predicted model, not a curated record. The transcript has 3 exons. Lineage: Eukaryota; Metazoa; Arthropoda; Insecta; Lepidoptera; Noctuidae.